CAGGGAAACUACCGUGACAGUUUCACCUGUCUUUUAUUGAACUUAAACAAGUGUCGUCAUGUCAGUUCCCAAUAACCUUCUUACAGUUCGACGAUUCUCCGCCCAGAAUUGUACAGAAACCCCGCCCACCCAUUCUCUAUCCUCUUGCUCUGCAAGCACCUCAACCAACCACUCCAACAGGUAAAGGUGGGCUCAGUGUGCUGCCUGGAGCCACACAGGUGAACCGUUGUUUCCGGGAGCACAGCUGUCAUGGCUGAGUCUCAGCUAGUAUGCAUGGACGACGAUCAUGUUAACGUGAAGAUACCGGAGUCCAAACCGGAGUUUUAUUACAGCGAGGAGCAGCGGGCCGCGCUCGAGCAGCUCUUGAAGAAUGGGGAUGGCGCGUUUAAGAUGCGUCUCAAAGAGGAUAACAUUAAAGACUUUCUCUCCGCCAGGGAAAUCAAAUGGUUGCGGGACACGUUCCAGGAAUAUGACAGUGACUCGGACACCUGCUGCUCACGGUCGCCCCAUGAUACCAGUGAAGACUCAGGUGUUCACUCAACCUACUGGCCGACCAUGUCUGAUAUGGAGAUCCCUCCGCUGGAUAUCGGUUGGCCUAGCAACGGCCAUUACAAAGGGGUAACUCGGGUGUCUGUUUACACCCACCCACCCAAAUCUAACAGUCCGCACAUUAAGGAGGUGGUCCGCAGACUCAUUCAAGAAUCUACAAAGUUAGUUGCUGUGGUCAUGGACCUGCUGACAGACCUGCAGAUCCUGCAGGAUCUCUUAGAUGCUGCGAAUAAGAGAGGGGUGGCUGUGUACUUGCUGCUGGAGGAGAACGGCUUGCCGCACUUCCUGGACAUGAGCAGCAGGCUGCAGAUUUCUACGCAGCAUCUAAGGAACCUGCGGGUGCGCACUGUGCGCGGCUCUGGCAUGCCGCUGGCCUUUGGUCGUCUGCCAGGAUCACAGUGCUCAAAAUAUAUGUUGGUAGAUGGAGAGAAAGUAAUGUUUGGAUCCUAUAGCUUUACAUGGAGUUCCUCUAGGAUGAACCGGAACACAAUCACUGUGAUGUCAGGACAAGUUGUUGACUUCUUCGACAAUGACUUCCGAGAGCUGUAUGCAGUGUCUGAUAAAGUGGACCUGUACCGUGAGUUUCACAUCAGCAAGCCGGCCCUGCCAGUUCCUGUGCUGAAAACUCCAGCAGAACCCAGCAAACUCACAGUUCCCGUAUCCACGUCACGCUUCCAGAUCUCUGUAGAGGACAACAAACAAGCGAACCUAAAGGUGCCUGCACAUAAAUACCACAACCCUAAGUACUCUUUAGUCGUUGGCAACAGUCUAGGUGUAACAGGCUCUCUGCAGGAUCUUUCUAAACUGAGGGACUAUGUUGACCAGGCCUCUGUGAGUAAAAUAGAAAAAUUAAGCUACCCCAAUGGGGACAGUGUAUGUUUACAGUCCCCUACAUCCCCGGAUGGGACAGAGGACGGUAAGGGCGAUGGGAAGAAGCCCUCUCUGUUUGGUUCUAAAAAGCAGCGCUCUUCCUUCCGGCAUUUUUUGAAAGGCAGAGCAAACAACCAGAGUCCAGAUACUCUCUCUAAAACGACCCAUCAAAACACAGAUACGAAACAGAUCAAUCAUAAAGACACCAAGCUUUCCAACAGUUCCAAGGAAGCAUCUUGGUUGGCCAAUCAUAUAAAGGAGCAAGAUGAUUCAUCCAAAAACAUUUCUCCUGUUACUUGCAAGAUCUCAGAGACUGAAAGCACUGAUGAAAUUGAGGACACCUUUGAGAUCAUAAAUCCACCACAAGUGAAGUUUAAGCUGAAAAAGAGCAAAAUGGGUCCAAGGAGUGUUUCUCUUCAGACGAUUGCCACAGAUGGCGAGGAUGGUCUGCGGGGGCGGAGGCGUAGCCAGAAGAAGGCUUGUAUUCAGUCCUGAGGUAUCCCUGUGAGAGAAAUCAACAAGAACUUAAAGUAAAGUAAUGUACUUAAAGAUCAGGACCUUGAUUACUGCUGUAUAGGCUGUAAAAAAUAGUACAUCUUCUUCAUUAUGAUGAUUUUGGACAUCAAUGAAGAUGUGGAUAGUGAUUCUUCCUACAAUUACAGUAUAUUGCUUCAGAUGUUAGCUUAAACUUUAAUUAUUGGUGCUGUAUUUUCAGAGGUUUGAGAAAAAAUGCUGCUGACACUGCAGGAAAAAAAUGACUGAAAUAUAUUGCGCAGCCUGGGAUCAUGUGAUCUCCUUCCGGUUACAGAGCUCUUAGUUGGACUACGGAGAGCUUUGAAUUUAAGUGUCUAAAAAUGUAGAAUGUUACAAUUUUCCUGUUUGGCAAAUCUCUGUCCUACAUAUUAUCCCUGACCCAAAACGGUCUACUUGCCCGAUCCUGUGGCUCCCUCAGAGUCAUAGAGGAAGGAGGUUAAGCUGACAGAAAACAUGCCUGAUCAGUUACCAUUAAAGGUGUGGUGACAUUUACAGUUGCUCAGAGAACUUCCACAGGCAAAAUCCAGUCAUUUAAAUAGGAAUCUGUAUGUUUGGGAGUUUUGCAUGAGGGAGAAAAACUAAUGUGAACGUGUUAUGUGUGAAAGUAUGCCGCUUGGACGGAGUAGAUGGGACGCAACUGAUUUUUCCAUCAUGAGUGCCAAUAAAUGGUCUCACUGUAAAUAAAUUGACUCUUUGUAUUUCUUUUUCAUUUAACUUCAAAAGAUGCAAUAUCGCACUGUGGAAAACUCCAUGAAAGAAAACACAAUAAGCCUAAUUUUCCAAAUGUGAGUUUUAAUUGAGAUCAGAUUUAAUUGAGAAGAGGCUAACGGGUACUUCAGCACAAAUUAUGAG
This is a messenger RNA of Pimephales promelas (fathead minnow), 2805 nucleotides long. RefSeq names its product scaffolding CK1 anchoring protein Fa (gene sack1fa). Gene Ontology annotation, biological process: signal transduction. Gene Ontology annotation, molecular function: protein kinase binding. NCBI's taxonomy places the organism in Eukaryota, Metazoa, Chordata, Actinopteri, Cypriniformes, Leuciscidae. The record is from RefSeq and is a predicted model, not a curated record.